Messenger RNA from Aphanomyces invadans, 4840 nucleotides. RefSeq lists its product as hypothetical. The transcript has 19 exons. Gene Ontology annotation, molecular function: glutamate synthase (NADH) activity. The coding region runs from base 1 to 4185 and encodes 1394 amino acids. The record is from RefSeq and is a predicted model, not a curated record. Lineage: Eukaryota; Oomycota; Saprolegniomycetes; Saprolegniales; Verrucalvaceae. Gene Ontology annotation, biological process: ammonia assimilation cycle.
AUGUUGCGCGCGUCGCUGUUGCGCCAUCGCGGAAAUGUCGUUCUGCGCGCGCCGCAUGCGUCGCCUCUGUCGUCGUACUCGUACUUUCGCAAUGCGCCGAAGCACCCUGCAGCGUCGUCGUCGGUUGUGGGGCAACGCCUCAAACCUCAGGCCCUCCUGUACCAGCGCGAGCUCGAAAAAGACAGUUGCGGUGUCGGCAUCUUGGCGCAGCUGCAAAAGAAACCGUCGCGAAAAGUUGUGCUGCAGGCCAACGAAAUGCUUGUCCGCAUGAGUCAUCGCGGGGGGUGUGGAUGCGACCCUGCGUCGGGGGACGGCGCUGGCAUGCUCGUCGGGAUGCCUCACAAAUUUAUUCAACGGCUCGUCGACGAAGGCGCGUUUGGCGGUGCCCGUGUCGCCCUCGUCCCCGAACAGUACGCCGUCGGCAACGUCUUCUUCACCAAGGAUUCCGCAUGCAUUGAAGCGAGCAAGAAGUCGUUCAACGCGCUCGCGAAGGAUUUGAACUUGACUGUCGUUGGGUGGCGGUCCAUGCCGACCUCCAACCACGAAUUGGGACAGACGUCGCUCGCGUCGGAGCCACACAUCGAACAAGUCCUCGUCCUUCCCCCGCCUAACUUCUCCAACGACCACUUUGAGAAGGAACUCAUGCGGUUACGCAGAGUCGCGACAAGCGCCAACAAAGAGAGCGAGAUGUACGUUUGCUCGCUGUCGAGCCAGACCCUCGUGUACAAGGGCCAGCUCACCCCAGGCCAAGUCAUGCCCUACUACGCUGAUCUCCAGGCACACGACUUCAACUCGCACUUGGCACUUGUGCACUCGCGCUUCAGUACCAACACAUUUCCGUCCUGGGACCGCGCGCAGCCAUACCGCGUGCUGUGCCACAACGGCGAGAUCAACACGUUGCGCGGCAACAAGAAUUGGAUGUUUGCACGCGGGUCCAAGGCGCACAGCGCGUACUUUGGUCAUGCCACGUCGUCGCUCUUGCCCGUGUGUUCCGACGACAUGAGCGAUUCCGGCAACUUUGACGCGGCGCUGGAACUGUUGACGACGGCCAGUUCGUGCGACCGGUCGCUGCCGGAAGCAAUGAUGAUGAUGAUUCCGGAAGCAUGGCAGACACACAUGUCGAUGCCGGCGGCCAAGAAAGCCAUGUACCAGUACAACGCGUGCAUGAUGGAGCCAUGGGACGGUCCGGCCAUGGUCGCGUUUACAAACGGGAAGACAGUGGGCGCGUCGUUGGACCGCAACGGACUGCGACCGAGUCGAUACUACGUCACCACCGACGACCACGUGAUGCUGUCGAGCGAAGUCGGCGUGAUUGAAGGGCUCAUGGAGGCCGACGUGGCGGCCAAGCACCGCCUCGAACCCGGCAAGAUGUUUUUUGUUGACUUUGACCAAGGCCGGAUCGUUUCGGACGACGAAAUCAAAGCGACGGUGAGCGCCGCGCGCCCGUACGGCGAGUGGGUACAACACAUGAUCCAUUUCCAAACGCCGGCAGUUGCGGCGGCGGCCGCCACCCAGCCAGGCACGGCCCCUCUCCCUCCGGCCGACAUGCCGCGUCGCCUCAACCUGUACGGGUUCACGACGGAAACCAUGGAAAUGCUGUUGGUCCCCAUGGGCCUCGAACACAAAGAAGCCCUCGGGUCCAUGGGCAACGACGCGCCCCUCGCCGUCCUGUCGGAGCAGCCCAAGAUGCCCAACGAAUACUUCAAGCAGCUUUUUGCACAGGUGACCAACCCCCCGAUCGACCCGAUUCGGGAAGACCUCGUCAUGAGUUUGCGAUGUCCCGUCGGGCCCGAACAGAAUGUGCUGGACGCGUCAGCAGAUCACGCAAAGCGGCUGAUCGUGGACCAUCCGGUGCUGUCGUUGGAAGACUUGCAUACACUCAAGUAUGGCAUGGCCGACUCGAAGUGGACAGCCAAGACGGUCGAUGCGACGUUUCCAGCGCAUAGUGGCCAUGCAGGGCUCGUCCAUGCGCUCGAUCGUCUGUGUGAAGAGGCCACCACCGCGGCCGCGCAAGGACAAGCGGUGCUCGUGUUUUCAGACCAAGCUGCCGGCCCCGAUCGGUUCCCGAUUCCGUCGUUGCUUGUCGUUGGCGCGGUGCACCAGCACCUCCUACGCACGCAACAACGGACGUCCGUCGCGAUCUUUGCCGAAUGCGGAGAUGCCAAGGAAGUGCAUGACUUUGCGACGUUGCUCGGGUUUGGAGCGGACGGCGUGUGUCCGUAUAUGGCGUACCACGCGUUGGGGUACAUGAACAGUGAAGGGCUUGUCGAAGCCAUCGCGAAGAAGAAGGUGGAGACGGCGGCGCUAUGGGCCAACUACCAGACGGCUGUCGGGAAAGGCCUGCUCAAAGUCAUGUCGAAGAUGGGCAUUUCGACGCUGCAGUCGUACAAGGGCGCGCAGGUGUUUGAAGCGGUCGGGCUUGGCGCUGACGUGAUUGACCGAUGCUUUUACGGCACAACGUCGCGCCUCCAAGGCAGCAACAUGGCGACAUUGUACGACGACAUUGCACGCCUGCAUGAAGCUGGCUUCCCCACCCAUUCCCUGGAAAUGCCGUUGGUGCGAAACCCGGGCCAAUACCACGCGCGCGAGAACGGCGAGUUGCACUUUAACACACCGAGCGCGAUCGUCGCGCUGCAGACGGCGGCGCGUACGCAGUCCCGCGAUGCAUAUGGCCAAUAUCGUGACUUGACCAACGCCGCGUCCAAACGCGUCACGCUGCGUGGGUUGCUCGCGUUCCAAACGGUGCCGGAGGAGCGUCGCCCGCGCUGGGACGAGAUGGAGCCGAUUGCCAACAUUGUGAAGCGAUUCAACACUGGUGCCAUGUCUCUUGGUUCGAUCUCGCGCGAGACCCACGAGGCGCUCGCGAUCGCGAUGAACCAACUGGGCGGUCGAUCGAAUACGGGCGAAGGCGGCGAAGACCCGAAGCGAUACAUGCCUCAACCCGAUGGGGCGCCGAACCCGAUGCGAUCGGCCAUCAAGCAAGUGGCGAGUGGACGAUUUGGCGUGACGAUGCAUUACUUGUCGAAUGCCGACCAGCUUCAAAUCAAAAUGGCGCAAGGUGCCAAGCCCGGCGAAGGCGGCGAACUUCCUGGCCACAAGGUGUCGCCAUACAUUGCCGCGCGCCGCCACACGACUCCUGGUGUUGGCUUGAUUUCGCCGCCGCCGCACCACGACAUUUACUCGAUCGAAGACCUCGCCCAGCUCAUCCACGACUUGAAAAACUCGAACCCGACCGCUGAAAUGAGCGUCAAACUUGUGUCCGAAGUGGGCGUCGGCAUCGUGGCGGCUGGCGUCGUCAAGGCCAAGGCCGAGCACAUCACAAUCAGUGGCCAUGACGGCGGGACCGGCGCAUCGUCUUGGACGGGGGUCAAGCACAGCGGUCUGCCGUGGGAACUCGGUCUCGCGGAAGCCCAGCAAACGCUCGUGCUCAACAACCUGCGGUCGCGGAUCAAGUUGCAAACGGACGGCCAGCUCAAGACGGGCCGAGACGUUGUAAUCGCCGCGCUGUUGGGCGCGGAAGAGUACGGGUUUGCGACGGCGCCGCUGAUUGCGCUCGGCUGUGUCAUGAUGCGCAAGUGCCAUUUGAACACGUGCCCCGUCGGGAUUGCCACGCAGGACGAAGAACUGCGCAAGAAAUUCACGGGCAUGCCAGAACACGUUGUCAACUUUUUGUGGCUCCUGGCCGAGGACAUUCAAGAGAUUGUGCGGUCGUUGGGCGCUACGUCGCUGGACGAAGUGAUCGGCCGUGCUGACUUGCUCCAAGUGGACGAAUCGACGCUGCACCGAAAGACGCGGCUCCUGGACCUGUCGCCGCUGCUCGUGAACGCGCAGACGCUGAGCCCAGGCAGUCGCAUUCGCUACGACCCCAACGAUCAGCAAGACCACGAGCUGGACACGAUCUUGGACCAGAAGCUGCUGACGCAAUGCGCGUUGGCCAUCGAAGACGGCACCCCCGUGCAAGUAGCGCUUCCGAUUUCAAACGUCGACCGAACCGUGGGCGCGCUGCUGUCCCAUGUCAUCACCAAGAAGCACGGGGAACGAGGUUGUGUACAGGAUGGAUGUGUGUAUUCGACUCUGAUGCAAGUGCUCCCCCUCCAGGCCUACCCCCCAACACGAUCCGACUCCACUUGCAUGGCCAUGCUGGCCAGUCGCUCGGGUUUGGGCUCGUGCGCGGCGUGGAGUUGAAGGUACUUGGCGAUGCCAACGACUACGUGGGCAAGGCGCUCAGCGGCGGCACUGUGAUUGUCGCUCCCGAAGUCGAGCGCGGCCACAACCAAACGAUCGUUGGAAAUGCUGUCUUGUAUGGCGCGACGAGCGGCAAGGCGUUCUUUCGGGGCAAGGCCGGGGAGCGCUUUGCCGUCCGCAACUCGGGCGUCCAUGCGGUCGUCGAAGGCGUUGGGGACCACGGGUGCGAGUACAUGACGGGCGGCCGCGUGGUGAUUCUCGGCCCGACGGGGCGCAACUUUGGCGCGGGCAUGUCUGGCGGCAUCGCGUACGUGUACGACCCGUCCAACGAAUUUGCCGACAAGUGCAAUCAGUCCAUGGGUGGACUGGAGGCGCUGGACGAGGACGAGCAGUUUGUCAAGGACCUGAUCCAACAGCACGUUCAACACACCAACUCCCCCGUUGGCGAGACCAUCCUGGCCGACUGGGACGCGACCAAGCACGCGUUCGUCAAGCUCAUGCCCCACGACUACAAGCACGUGAUGGCCACCACACAAUCCACCAACGUCGUUGUGGAAUCGACGGUAGAGGCAAGACGUGUCGAGGUCCAUGUCAGCCACUAGUUUCGAUGUCCGGAAUGAGUACUACUACCUAAUCGAGGUUUACCUACUGCAUA